Molecule: messenger RNA, 3838 nt
Organism: Xenopus laevis (African clawed frog)
Lineage: Eukaryota; Metazoa; Chordata; Amphibia; Anura; Pipidae
Gene: pum2.S
Product: pumilio RNA binding family member 2 S homeolog
Exons: 22
Coding region: 179-3700 (1173 amino acids)
Biological process (GO): post-transcriptional regulation of gene expression; miRNA processing; regulation of mRNA stability
Cellular component (GO): cytoplasm; P-body; cytosol
Molecular function (GO): mRNA binding; mRNA 3'-UTR binding; RNA binding
Source: RefSeq, a predicted model, not a curated record
AGGUAGCGGCUGCAGUGAGGAGGUGCCAGUCUUUCCCAGGCUGCAGUGCGCACCAGCGGGAGGAGGGAGAAUAGAACAGUCGGGUCGCCGUCGUUUCCCUCGCCAUGUUGCAGUGAGUGCGGGUUCCCCAGUGUCCUUGCGUGCGGCUCGGCUCUGGAGCUGUGAGUCCCCAUGUGGAAUGAAUGUUCGUUCAUGUGUCGUAGGUAUGAAUGAAGUGGCCUGGCAGGAGAGCAGAGGAAUAAUGCAUGCAAGCAGUGGUCAGGAAGCCCUUGGGGUUGCAGUAGGGAUGGUCCCACCUGGAGUGUCGUCGGCAGGGCAAGCUCAUGGAAAUAACCCACAUGCCAUGCCUCCGGGUGCUCAAGUGCCGCUGAACGGUCGUUCUCAGGAUGACGCCACAGUGGGAUAUUUCUUCCAGAGGCAGGCGGGAGAACAGCUCAACGGCUACUCCAAUAAGCACCGCUGGCCAACAGGAGAUAGCAUAGAUGCUGCGGUGAGGACUGUGGAUGAAAUGAAUCAUGACUUCCAGGCUCUGGCAUUAGAAUCUCGUGGAAUGGGCGAGCUUUUACCGUCCAAAAAGUUUUGGGAACACGAAGACCCUGCAAAAGACGGACAGAAAGGGAUGUUCCUCACUGAUGAAUGGAGAGAGAAUGCAUGGGGGGCCUCUCACCAUUCCAUGUCCCAGCCUAUUAUGGUGCAGAGAAGACCCGGGCAAGGCUUUCAUGGGAACCAUGAUGUCGCUUCUGUUCUGUCGCCUCGUUCCGAGAGCGGCGGCCUUGGAGUGAGCAUGGUAGAAUAUGUCUUGAGUUCCUCCCCUGCUGAUAAACUUGAUCCACGAUUCAGAAAAGGAGUGUUUAGUGUCAGAGACUGUGAAUUAGAUGGACCCGAGAAAGGUGAACCGAAGUGUAAAGCAUCUCCCUUUGAAGAGGAAAAGAAACGUGAUCUGAUAUCUGCUGACACCGAUGACCUCUCCAAAUUAAACGGACGGGGACUGCCGAACGGCAUCGAAACUGACUGCAAAGAUUUUAACCGGACUCCAGGAAGCCGCCAGGCUUCACCCACAGAAAUCGCAGAACGUAUUGGCCCCAACACUAGCUCCGCUGAAGUUCUUGGACAACAUCCGAACCCCAUGAACAGCAAACCCUUGUCAGAUGAGUUCCCUAACACUGAAAGCCAGAAUUUGGAUGGCAUGGGACAGGUUGGCCUUGACUCAUUGCAGUUUGACUAUCCUGGUAAUCAGAUACAAAUGGACUCAGUGGGAGCAGGUGUGGGCUUGUUUGACUACAAUACUCAACAGCAGAUGUUUCAGCGGCAAAACACACUGGCGGUUCAGCAACUAACAGCGGCUCAGCAGCAGCAACAGCAGUUUACCCUGGCAGCAGCUCAGCAACCUCAUUUAACUGGAAUGUUUUCCGCAGGCUUGGCACCAGCUGCCUUUGUGCAGAACCCCUACAUCAUCAGUGCAGGUCACCCAGGCACAGACCCAUACACAGCUGCAGGUUUAGCAGCUGCUGCAACCCUAGCAGGCCCUCCACAAUAUUAUGGCGUUCCUUGGGGAGUGUACCCAGCUGGCUUAUUUCAGCAGCAGGCAGCUGCCGCAGCCACAGCGGCAAACAACAACAACCAGCAAGCAGCAGCACAAGCAUCUCAAGGACAGCAGCAGCUUAUGAGGGCCGCAUCCAAUCAGCGCCCGCUUACUCCUAAUCAGGCGCAGCAAGGACAGCAACCAGAAUCACUUGCAGCAGCGGCAAACCAAGCUCAGAUUUUUGGACAGGGUCUUGCUACCAGCAUGCAAGGCUACCAGGUCCUCACUCCCACUGCCUACUAUGAUCAGACUGGUGCCUUGGUGGUUGGUCCUGGAGCCCGAGCGGGACUUGCUAGCCAAAUACGUUUAGUGGCUUCUGCUCCCGUUCUAAUCAGUCCCGCCGCUGCACAAGCCGCUGCUACGGCGACUGGUGCCAACAGCCUUACCGGAGCCCCAAACAAUAUGUUCAGAGCCAUGGGUCCUCCUCAGCAGCAACAGCAGCCUCAGCAGCAGCAGCAGCAGCCCAACGCAAACCUCCACUCCGGCUCUUUCUACGGAAACAGCUCUAUGAACAACAACUCUCAGAGCAGCUCCCUGUUUUCUCAUGGGCCUGGGCAGCCAGGAAGCACAUCCCUCGGAUUCGGAAGUAACAAUUCACUGGGUGCAGCCAUUGGAUCUGCUUUUGGUGGAUUUGGCUCAUCAGUUGGCAAUUCCGCAGGUAGUAGUGGCUCAAGGAGAGAUUCCCUGUCUGCUAGCUGUGACUUGUACAAAAGGUCUAGCAGCAGCCUAGCAGCCAUAGGGCAGCCAUAUUACAAUAGCCUGGGCUUCUCCUCUUCUCCGAGUCCAAUAGGCAUGCCUCUGCCAAGCCAAACGUCAGGACAUUCACUAACGCCACCGCCAUCCCUUUCAUCACAUGGAUCCUCAUCCAGUUUGCAUUUAGGGGGACUGACAAAUGGCAGUGGCCGUUACAUCUCUGCAGCUCCAGGGGCAGAGGCAAAGUAUCGGAGUGCUACCAACACCUCCAGCUUCUUCAGCUCCAACAGCCAGCUCUUCCCCCCGUCUCGCCAGCGCUACAACAGAGCUGACAUUAUGCCCUCUGGGCGCAGCAGAUUACUGGAGGACUUUAGGAACAACCGCUUCCCAAACCUGCAGCUCAGAGACCUGAUGGGGCACAUUGUGGAGUUUUCUCAAGACCAACAUGGAUCCAGAUUUAUCCAGCAGAAACUGGAGCGUGCCAGUCCAGCAGAACGUCAGCUGGUGUUCAGUGAGAUUCUACAAGCUGCCUAUCAGUUGAUGACUGAUGUAUUCGGGAAUUAUGUUAUUCAGAAAUUCUUCGAGUUUGGGAGCAUGGACCAGAAACUGGCCUUGGCAACACGGAUUCGUGGCCACGUUCUACCUCUGGCUUUGCAAAUGUAUGGCUGCCGUGUCAUUCAGAAGGCCCUCGAAUCCAUAUCGAUUGACCACCAAAGUGAAAUGGUGAGAGAGCUGGAUGGCCAUGUACUGAAGUGUGUGAAGGAUCAGAACGGAAACCACGUGGUACAGAAGUGCAUCGAGUGCGUCCAACCACCGUCGCUUCAAUUCAUCAUUGAUGCUUUCAAAGGGCAGGUGUAUGUGCUCUCAACCCAUCCUUACGGCUGCAGGGUAAUCCAGCGCAUUCUGGAACACUGCACUCCAGAGCAAACCAUGCCCAUUCUGGAGGAGCUGUACCAGAGUAUAGAGCAGUUAGUGCAGGAUCAGUAUGGCAACUACGUGAUCCAGCAUGUGCUUGAGCAUGGCCGUUCUGACGACAAGAGCAAAAUUGUGUCUGAAGUAAGAGGGAAGGUGUUGGCUCUGAGCCAGCACAAAUUUGCCAGCAACGUUGUAGAGAAAUGUGUGACGCACUCCUCCCGCACUGAGCGAGCACUCCUUAUUGAUGAGAUCUGCUGCCAGAAUGAUGGUCCUCACACUGCCUUAUACACCAUGAUGAAGGACCAGUAUGCCAACUACGUGGUGCAGAAGAUGAUCGACAUGGCCGAGCCUGCCCAGCGCAAGAUCAUCAUGCAUAAGAUCCGUCCUCAUAUUACGACUCUGCGCAAAUACACCUACGGGAAACACAUUCUGGCCAAGCUGGAGAAGUAUUACAUGAAGAACAGCCCCGACCUUGGCCCGCUUGUCGGCCCACCCAAUGGGAUGCUCUAGAGGGAAAACAGUUAAAUUUUUAAAGGAUAAGUAAACCUUUAAAAUAAGUGAAUGUAUGAGGGGGCUUUUCUAAGCACUUUAAUACAUUCAUUAUUUAUUUUGUUUUUAUUCCAAGAUAUUAAGGGAUACAUGUGCUGU